GUGGGUGCAAUACUCGUAUUCCCCGCCUUGCGCUGGUGGUGCGCAGCGCCAUGGCAGUAGCGGACGGCUCCCAGGUGCAAGGCACGGACGACCAGAUGCAGGUCGUCUUGACCAUUGUCGAGGCGAGAGGCUUGAGGGGCACAAGCCUGGACAGCACCUCCGAGUGCUGCUGCACGUGCUGGGUUCAGGGCGACAAGGAGGACACCGAGUUCAGCACCGACGCGGUGAGGCGCUCGGCGGACGCAUCAUGGGAGCACCAGAUCACCCUGCCUGAGUGGGUGCGCGGCCAGACUCUGGAGUUUGAAGUCUGGGACCAGGACGGGCUCUCGCACCGGGACGUUCUCGGGAAGGCGGAGCUGCUCCUGUCUCCAGACCUCUGCGCAGCGAGCAGGGCCGUCGAGCAGAGCUUGCCGCUGAAGUGCGACGGCGGGGCGCAGGGUAUGUUGCUCGUCAUGGUGGAGGGCGCGCCACCUGCGGACGAGCCACAGGAUGGAGCGGCGGAUCCCCAGGUCGCCUUGCGGGAGGCAGACGGCACGGUGGCCAGUGGAGCAGGAGCGGUGGACGAGCCACUUGAUGGAGGGGUGGAGUCCGAGGCCGCCUUGGAGGUGGCAGACGGCACGGUGGCUGCUAUGGCGGCAGAGGUGGACGAGUCACAGGACGGAGGGGUGGAGUCCGAUGCCGCCUUGUGGGAGGCAGGCGGUGCAGAGGUCGGUGGAGCAGCCGACGGGGACGACAGGACGCGCUGCUGCCCCGGCCUCGGCCUCGGCAGCGCCGCGUCGGCGUCCACCGUGGAGGGCGAGGAGUCCCCGGGGAGCCCCGAGGUGAGCGCGCUGGCUGCGCUGCUGCAGCGCAGGAGCGCCGGCUCGCUGCUCCGGGGGUGGCGGAGGCACUUCGACCCGGAAGGCGCCGCGCAGGUGCGCCGCCAGAGGUUUGUGCAGGGCUGUGGCGAGGUAGGUGGCCUGCACCUGGCGAAGCCGAUCUGGCACGAGCUCAGCCUGGACGGAAGGACACUGGCGUUCUCGUCGCUCUUCCCGAGGGAGCAGGCACGCCUUGAGAGCCUCGCGGCGGUUCUCUUCCCAGCCUUGGGGGCUGACCUCGAGAACGUCUGGGAGUUCCUGGACGGCCAGCACAAGAAUCGGCUCUGCUUCAGAGACUUCGAGAAGGGUGUGAACAAGCUCGGGUUCAGGUGCAACGUCAAGCCGAUAUUCGACGGGAUCCUCAAUGGCCCCGUCUUCGUGUUCAAGGAGGACUUCCUCUACCUCAGACUGUUCUUCUGGAGCUGGCUGCAGUCCGUGCCAGGGGGUGCAGACAACACCCUGGCCGCUUUGUUCAGCCACGUGCGGCAAGAGCUGGGCGGCCCAGAGGCGUUCAUGAAGCGCCUAGGCCUGAGCCAGGACGAGGCCAUUUCCGAGCACGAGUUCGCGGCCCGCCUGAGCGCCAUCGGUUUCCUCGGCGAUCCCGUGCUCGUCGCGAGACACCUGGCGAAGAUGGAGAAGAGGGUCUGCAACGGGACCGAGAUAUACGCGAGUUCGUUAUCUUCGCUGCUCAGUGACGAGGGCCACAGGACGAGCCCAAAGGCCCCCCUGGGUGCUGGCCUGUGCGAGACGCCGAGGGGCCCGAAGACCUCCGCGCGCGCAGGCCCGUGCGAGACGCCGAGGACGCCGAGGUCGCAGCUGUCGGGUGGCCCGAAGACCUCUGCGAGGUCGCAGCUGUCGGGUGGCGAGCCAGUCGAGUGGGUCGGCGCCACGAGGGACGUCUCCCACCACAACAGGGGGAAGCACCCCGACCUGCGCACCUACUUCAGCCAGCCCGUGAGGGAGGAGGACGAGCACGAGGA
Molecule: messenger RNA, 1837 nt
Organism: Prorocentrum cordatum
Lineage: Eukaryota; Dinophyceae; Prorocentrales; Prorocentraceae
Source: the annotation of a GenBank genome assembly